AUGGAGCUUUUAAACCGCCUGUUUCAAGACGGCAAACGCUUGGACCAGCCCAAGUGCCAGCAAACGCUGCGCGAGUGUCUGAUCGACUACUUCCACAAGUUUGGCGACAAGUGGUGUUGUCUCAGUGACAUGGCUUCGUAUCUCUCUUUUGUGCCUAAGGGUGCGCAGGACGAGGUGUACUUGGAG
Molecule: messenger RNA, 186 nt
Organism: Sphaeroforma arctica JP610
Lineage: Eukaryota; Ichthyosporea; Ichthyophonida
Exons: 1
Source: RefSeq, a predicted model, not a curated record